AGAAAUAAGGGAACCAGGAAACAAGUGCCCUCUGGAAGAAAGAGGAGAAAGUCUUUUCAGGUCUGACUCUGUGCUUCACAAUGGGAGACCGAUUGCCUCUUCCGGCACUUGCCAGGACUUUGCUCCCUGUGGCCCUCUGCGUCUUGACCCUUCUGCCCCACGGCCUUCUGGGAAAGGACCACGGAGGCAGCUCCGCCCAGCACCAGAGGGUCAAACGAGGCUGGGUGUGGAACCAGUUCUUCGUCCUGGAGGAGUACACCGGACUGGAACCCCUCUACAUCGGAAAGCUUCACUCGGACAUGGACAAAGGCGACGGCUCCAUUAAGUACAUCCUGACGGGCGAGGGCGCCGGCUCCACCUUCACCAUCGACGACGGCACAGGAGACAUCCACGCCAUCCAGAGGCUGGACCGCGAGGUGAAGGCCCAGUACGCCCUGCGCGCCCAGGCCCGGAGCCGCCUCACCGACCGGCCCCUGGAGCCCGAGUCCGAGUUCAUCGUGAAGAUCCAGGACAUCAACGACAACGAGCCCAAGUUCCUGGACGGACCCUACGUGGCCACCGUGCCGGAGAUGUCCCAAAUAGGAACGUCUGUGAUCCAGCUGACGGCCACAGACGCAGACGACCCCACGUAUGGGAACAGCGCCCGGGUGGUGUACAGCAUCGUGGAGGGGCAGCCCUACUUCUCCGUGGACGCCAAGACGGGUGUGGUCCGAGUGUCCCUGGCAGACAUGGACCGGGAGACCAGAGAGCAGUACCACGUGGUCAUCCAGGCCAAGGACAUGGGCGGCCAGCUGGGGGGGCUCGCCGGCACCACCACGGUCAACAUCACGCUGAGCGACGUCAACGACAACCCGCCCAUGUUCAACCAGAGGUUGUACCAGAUGAGCGUCCCCGAGGCGGCUCCUGUGGGCUCAGUGGUGGGACGCAUCUGGGCCAAGGACAGGGACACCGGGGUCAACGCUGAGAUGAGGUACAGCAUCAUCGAUGGAGACGGAAGAGACACGUUCGACAUCAGCACCGACCCCACCAACCUGUUCGGCAUCAUCACCGUGAAGAAGCCCCUGGACUUUGAGAGCAAACCCAGCUACACCCUGAAGGUGGAGGGAGCCAACUCCAACCUGGACCCGGCCUUCAUGCACCGCGCGUCCUUCAAGGACGUGACCAUCGUGCACGUGAGCGUGGAGGACGUGGACGAGCCGCCGCAGUUCGACCUGCCCUCGUACUUCGUGGAGCUUCCGGAGGACGCUGACAUCGGGACGCUGGUGAGGACGGUGUCUGCCAGAGAUCCUGAUGCUGCCAACAACACAGUGAGGUAUUCCAUCGAGAGGUCCACCGACCCCGACAAGUUCUUCUACAUGGACGUCACGUCCGGGGCGCUGAUGACCGGGCGCCCGCUGGACCGAGAGGAGGUCGGCUACCACAACAUCACAGUCCUCGCCAUGGAGAUGAACAACCCGACGCAGAUCUCCAGUGUGUCGGUGACGGUGAAGGUCCUGGACGUGAACGACAACCCUCCGCUGCUGACUCACUACCUGGAGGCGUACGUGUGUGAGAACGCCAAGGCCGGGCAGCUGAUCCAGACGGUGACGGCCCUGGACCCCGACCAGCCGCUCAGUGGACAUCACUUCUACUACAGUUUGGCUCCAGAGGCGGCGAACAACCCGAACUUCACCCUGAGGGACAACCAAGACAACACGGCCUGGAUCCUGACCCGACGUGGCGGCUGGUCCCAGCAGGACCAGACCCUGUUCUAUUUGCCCAUCUUCAUCUCGGACGGCGAGCAGCCGGUCCAGACCAGCACCAGCACGCUGACCAUCCGGGUGUGCAGCUGCGACCAGGACGGCAACGUCAUGUCGUGUAACGCCGAGGCCUACAGCCUGCCGGCCAGCCUCAGCAGAGGAGCCCUCAUCGCCAUCCUGGCCUGCAUCUUCGUCCUGCUGGUGAUGAUCCUCCUCAUGCUCUCCCUGCGGACCCAUCGUAAGAAGCCCUUCCUGUGCGACCAGGAGGAGAACGUCCACGAGAACAUCGUGCGCUACGACGACGAGGGUGGCGGCGAGGAGGACACGGAGGCGUUCGACAUCGGCGCCAUGUGGAACCCACGUGAGGCGCACAACCACCUGGGCAAGAUGAGGCAGGACAUGCUGCCGGAGAUCGAGAGCUUGUCUCGCUACGUCCCUCAGGUCUGCGUGAUGGGCGGCGGCAGCGGGGACAGCAACGUUCAGGGCUACGUGCUCGCCAAGCUCCUGGACGCCGACGUGGACCCCUGCGCCCCCCCCUACGACUCCCUGCAGACCUACGCCUACGAGGGCGAGGGCUCGGUGGCGGAGUCGCUCAGCUCCCUCCAAUCAGGGGCCUCGACCACCGACCACGAGUACGACUAUCUCAACGACUGGGGGCCCCGAUUCAAAAAGCUGGCCGAGAUGUACGGCGUGCUGGAGACAAACCCCCCCCCGCUGUGGUAGAGCUCCGGACACCUUUGCCUUUUUUAAGAAUCUGAGACAAACUGCAAACGACAAAAAGAGACAGAGACAGAAACACGUCAGAGAAGCUUCACGAACAUGUGAGGACGACAAAGCGCUGAAACGUCCACGAGCACGACUGUUGGCACUUGAAAUUCCUCUUCACGGCCCUGGAGGCCUGAGAUGCUCACAGCAGCAGCAGAGUGAGCUGGUUUUAAAUCCCCCCCCCCCAGAGACAGGGCUUCAGAGACGGGCUGGAUCGGCAGCCUCGCGGGGCCCCCACAUAGGAACGGCUUCAAAGCACAUGUUACCCCCCCCCCGCCCCGGGCACAGGCAGAGAGAUGAAAUCCAAGAGAACGAGGCUACCUGGACUGGAAGCAGCUCGGGACUCAAACUGUGUUCAAACCCACGGCGUCGGUUUCACUCCGUUCGUGGCAGGUUUUAAUUUAUGUGUUUUCCGUGACGUAUUUAUAUCGUUUAACUUAUUUUGGUACUUUGAACCGACACUGUGCCGAAGCCGCCGCUACGUGAGGAGGUCUGGAGGAAAGACCCCGUGUUUUGUUGUAACAUACGAGAUGUGAACUGCCCCUUGUUUUCUGUCUGUGUUGAGAAAAAACAUUUUCCAAGCAUCUCCAGACGAUGCAGGUUGUCAUGUUGUUUAUUGUGUUACUGGUUUUGUAUCGUUUCUAAAGCUCUUUGUGUUGUACUUGUUUAUUUCUGUUUUCCGUUAACAUGAAGCAGCUCAUUCACGAGAAGAGGGAAGCCAUUUAAAAAAAAAAAAAACACUCUUCGAUGGAACUGGAUAUUUUUUAUUGCAGCAGACAGUCGGAGUUUACCCAGAAUGCAUCAGCCCACCUGGAUGAGCACAUGACCACGUCGCCUUUGAACCCGGAUCCACCGGCGUGCCAAUGAGAGGCUGGAUCCGUCCCCUCAGAGACACUGUGUCCUUUUUCUAAAUCCUCCGACCCCGGGGACGACAGAGACGAUGAUCAUCUGCAUUAAGUGCCAAAUUAAAAAAAAAGGACAAGUUACAAAAAAGACAUUUUGGGGAUGAAAAGAAAAACACAAAACGACCAAAAGACGAAGGAGGACUUUGAAAACUGAAGGAUCAUUUUGAUAAUUCGAUUGACUUUACUUGAAGUCCAUGUGGUGAGUCAUGCCACAGUGCGUGGUGUGUGAAUGUAGAUACUUUUUUGUAUUCUUGCUAAU
Platichthys flesus (European flounder) is the source of this 3668-nucleotide messenger RNA. RefSeq names its product cadherin-20-like. Gene Ontology annotation, molecular function: calcium ion binding; cadherin binding. NCBI's taxonomy places the organism in Eukaryota, Metazoa, Chordata, Actinopteri, Pleuronectiformes, Pleuronectidae. The record is from RefSeq and is a predicted model, not a curated record. The transcript is spliced from 11 exons. Gene Ontology annotation, biological process: calcium-dependent cell-cell adhesion; cell-cell junction assembly; adherens junction organization. The coding region runs from base 81 to 2462 and encodes 793 amino acids. Gene Ontology annotation, cellular component: catenin complex; plasma membrane; adherens junction.